AGUUGUGGUUUUGUGUAGUUGCAACCACAAGUUGAAUGCAGUGGGAGUAGCCUUUUAAUAUGCUGGCUUGAUCCAAGGCCUGCCAUUAUUAAUAUAGGCCUGUACUUUUAUAGCCAGUAAGUACAAGUUGUACAAGCUAAACUGGAGCCAAGCAUAACACUGUAAAGAGGCAAAUAUGACCAGCAGUCGUGACUUCAGUGACUACCCGAGCUCUGAGGGGAUGGAGGAGGUAUCACGCACUCCGGGGAGCAGGAAGCCAUUUUCUCCGAUAGCCGAAGAAGAAUGUGAAAACGAUGGAGAUCACAUGACGUCCAAGCAACACCCACGCAACCACACCGUGUCACCAAGGUCUUCGAUGAGCCCCAACCACUCUUCAGUGAGUCCUGUAUCGUCAGGUUCUGACCACUCGUCACGAUCUCCGCCCACCACACACUCACACCUCCCUCCACCCUCAUCACAACCCCCACCCCUCCCAUCGUCACAUGCAAGACCACACCCACCACCACCACCUCCAAAUCCCCACCCUCGAAUAAACUCUCACUUCUCAACAAAGAGAAUUGGAUUUAAUUCAUCUGCUACUGGACCACGAACACUGCAGCAACAUGUACCUUCAGGUCAUGUGACAUUGACGCCUCGUUCAAGGAAGCCGUAUGAAACACACCAUCUUCAUUAUCCGAAGCAUACGGUCGGCCCAUUACCGCCGAGUCAGCUUUCCUCAGGGGGAGGUGGGCAGCAAUAUCAAUGGGUGCCUCGGCCUAGUGGUGUAGGGAAGCCUUCUUAUGGUCCAAUUAUACAAGAUGGCCAAUCAAAUUCUUCAAUGUAUUCGUACGAUCCUGUUGCCCCUAACAACAAUAUGGGUGUGGUCAAUUCCAAGUUGGUCCCAACAAAGAUGUACCCGACAGUGACAGGUCACCAUAGCAACAGGGACUCCCCCGAUAACGGCACUAACGAGGUGUUAAUUGAUCCUGGAGAGAGGGGAUCCCCCUCAGGGGAGAGCAGUCCUAGCUCCACCCCCAACAGUACCCUCGGCAAACAGAUACAUCGUCACAUGAUUGAGAGUAUACAUGCUGUGGGGAGUGUGGGGCGUGAGGGUGGGGAGGAGGAGGUCAAGGUUCAACAUAACAACAGAGGUACCACUACAGUACAGAUGGGGAAAGUUUCUCUCUCUAUACCAAACACACGUCACCACGUAAACUCACAUUCGACCAACCAGAAGCCAUCAAAACUUAUGAGGACUUUAGAAGCUAGAAAGAUCGACAGCGAAGAUUCAGUUCGUCAGAUUAGAACUAACGUGGCUCUAAAAGUAUCGCAAUUCAAUCAAAACGGAAACCAUUCUGGAGGGGCUACAAAGAACGAAAAAGAUGCUUCACCAACGAAUGAUAAAGACAAAGAUAAAAGUAGUUCAAACGGAUCGGCAGGUCCGAGCCCAGUGGGCGGGGCCUCCAAGAUAAGCCCCACCCACUCUGGCACGAUAGCAGAGGGAUCACAAGGUCGAUUAGUGGGUGACUCUCGUAGCUCAAGUGUGGAAGAGUUGGCCAUUAUCAAUGAUGAAGAACAAACCGAUUCUGCACAUUCAGAAAUUCCGAUGCUCAAACCAGAUCCAUCAAAAUCUAAACCACACCCACCAUCUGGCGGGCAGGCCCAUUAUCCGCCCCCUCCACACCACUCACACCAUCACGCAGACCCCUACCCUACCUACGUUAGCCUAUCACAGCCACCCCCUCAAGGCAUACCUCAGGGCAUAACACAAGGCAUUGUACCACCUCCAAGUCUCUCACAGCAAGACCAUCGCUACAUGUACGAUCCCCACAGAGCAGAACUAGCCUACACAACUCACACUGGAAUGUAUCCCGCCCACCCCUCAAUGGCGUACGAGGCAGCGGCUAGUCGGCAUCAUCACAUCUCUCCCCCACACUCCUCACAGGCCCACGCCGCCCACUCGUCACAGGCUCACGCCCCCCACCAAUACAUUGUAGCGCAUCACGGCUAUAGGCCACCACCGCACGAUUACAUCGGAUCACAUGAGCACCACCCUGGGUCACAUGAGCAUCACAUGAGCCACAGAGGACUUCCCCCUGGUAUGCAGUACAUGAGAUCAGACCAACAACAAUACUCCCCCUCACAUCACAUGACCAACAAACUGCCGAGACACGAACCAUUCUCUAAGAACAAUGUUAGUCUAGCACACGAGGCGGCUGCUAAUGGAGACAUCAAGACUCUGCAUCACAUGUUGAGCAGUCACGAGGUGGACACGUACGGUAGUAACGAGCACCACUUCAGUCUGGCCCACAAGGCUGCCCUCCAUGGCCGCCUGCCCAUCAUACAGUUCCUAGUGGAGAGUGGACUGCCCUCCUCCGCACUGCAGAUACCAGAUGACUCAUUCACCACACCCGCCAUGCUCGCUAUACAGGGUGGUUCAGUAGAGUGUCUCCAAUGGCUAGUGGAGGAGGCUAAGAUCCCCUUCCAAGUGAGGGACACUGGGGGAGAGACUCUCAUGCAUCACGCUGCGUUCCAUGGACAGGCCAAGUGCCUUGAGUGGCUUCUCAAGACGGUGAAGAAGAGGAACGAACAGUCGGAAGUGACAGAGAUACUGGAUGAGUCUGGUGUGACCCCCGCCCACUUUGCCGCACAGGGAGGACACCUCGACUGUCUACAGCUGCUCAUGGACUUUGGCUACAGCAUGGUCCACACGGACAGGGAGAACCAGAAGCCGGUGGAUUGGGCCGAUGCUAUGGGUCAGAAUAUCUGUGUCCGCUAUCUCAUGAUGUACGAGACUUGUUGGGCACUCUCCGGAGAACUGACACACAUGGCUGAGCAGCUCGCUAUUGUACAGAAGGAUAAUGGACAGUUACGAGAUGCAUUCUCCAGUCUAGAGAAAGAGCAUGAAUCUGCCAUUACUAAACUGCUGACUAGUCACGAGGAGAGACUGACUAAGAUGAGGGAACAUCACGUCGACCUCAUGGCAUCAAUACUGCACAUGAACCAGGACACUCCGCCCACUGGAGGGGGAGGGGCUACUGCACCAUCAGCCAAUAAGAACAGGAGUCAAGUACCUGUGCGGAAGGCACCCCCUGAACCACCCACUACUCCUAAACGAUCCUCCAAUCGUCCCCCUGUACCCCCGGAUCCUGCCGCUAAGAAGAGGUCGCGAGGGUCAAAAGACAGAGGUCAUGAGGCGGCAGAUAAAGGGGAGGACCAUAAUACCAUUGACUAUCGAACAGCCACCCCCCAAGAAGUGUUAGAGUGAGUGAAUAGUAUAAAU
This is a messenger RNA of Halichondria panicea, 3262 nucleotides long. RefSeq lists its product as uncharacterized. Lineage: Eukaryota; Metazoa; Porifera; Demospongiae; Suberitida; Halichondriidae. The transcript has 12 exons. The record is from RefSeq and is a predicted model, not a curated record. Gene Ontology annotation, molecular function: ubiquitin protein ligase binding. Bases 176 to 3247 code for a protein of 1023 amino acids.